CCUCGCCGCUUUUAAUGGUGGGCUCUUCCGAAUCGGUUUCACGUCACUAUGGUGACGGGAUCCAUUGCGUAUUCCGUCGGGUUGUGACGCGACGGGGGGCGGGUGACCAGGGAGGUUUGAAUCGCCCAAUGUGGGAGCCGCGGGCGGCGGGGUGGCGGCAAUCCCGGAAGUGCUGCCGAGGCUCCUGCCCCUGGUGCGGGCUCCCGCCUCCCCUUUCGCUCCGGUUGCGGGGUAUCUAUGGCAACAGCAGCACCUCCCGCCGCCUUCCCGCCACCGAAGACCUCCUGAGGUGGUCGCGGCCCCCGCGCUGCUCUUCAUGGUGCCCCUCAUCCAUCAAUGAUGUAACUGGAGUCUCUAUACAGAGCACACAGUCAAGAAGAGCUAAAAGCUUUAGAAUAACUAGGAGACUUCCUUCCUCCCUGCCCCCAUCUCCCUUCCCUGGCCUACUGGGUAAGGCUCUCAUCACAUCACAGCAAAAGCAAAAGAAAAAGAAAGGGGAUACCAUGAACAUCAGCCGAGCUGCCCGAAUGAAAACUAAGGCCCCCUGGAUACCCCCAGGCAAAACAUCUGUCCGGGAGUCCCCCUGCAAAUGGGAGGGACCAACUCACCGCCUGGAAAUUACACCUCCAGAUUCAGAAAAAAUGCUGUCAGUUUUGCGCCUGAGUGACUUCUCUACAGAUGAGGAGGAUGCUGUUUGCAGGAAAAUGAAUGAUUAUGAAAAGAAAAUAGAUAGCCUGAUGAAUGUGGUGGGGACGCUGAAGAAUGAGGUCAAGCUGCAGAAAAAGGAGGAGCAGCAGCGAGUGACAAAGCGUCUCCUUGAGGAGCAGAAAGAAGAACUGAAUGAAGUCACACAGGAGCUGGUGGAGACAGAGCAUGAGAAUUCAAUGCUGAGGCGCAAUCUGGAACGCAUAAAGGAAGAGAAAGAUCUGACCCUGUUAGAAAAUAAGUACUUGCAUCAUCAGAAGGAGUGUUUGAUGUCCAAGCUGAAUGAUGCAGAAAGGGAUGGAGCAGCUGCAACCAGGCAGAUGCAUGUCCUGAAGCACACCAUUGAGAGACUCAACACUGAGAAACACAUGAGCAGCUCAGACAUUAACACACUGACAAGACAAAAAGAGCUUCUGCUCCAGAAAUUGAGCACCUUUGAAGAAACCAACCGGACACUGCGAGAACUUCUCAGAGAGCAUCAUAACCGAGAGAAAAAUGCUCAGAAGAUCCUGGAGCAGCAAGGAGCACUGCUAAAAAGGCUGGCUGAUUCAGAUGCAGAGAAAGUGCAACUUCAAAUGAAGCUUCGAGAGAAAGAAGAGGAAGUGGACAAUCUUACCAUUCAGAUACAGGAUAAAAAGGACCAGGCAAAGGCAGCAGCUGAGCUCUCCAAAUCCAUGGAGGUUGUGAGAGGCCGUUUGCAAGCGCAGCUGCGGAACAAAGAAGCUGAGAACAACCGCCUGAGCAUACAGAUCCGGAAUCUGGAGCGCAGUGAAGCUCAGCAUAAGGCAGAGGUGGAACUUACUGUAGAACAACUGAAAGAACUAAAGCAGAAGGCAGAACGUGAUAAAGAGGCCCUGAAAAAAGCCAUCCGGGCACAGAAGGAACGGGCAGAGCGGACUGAAGAUUAUGCAGAGCAGCUGAAGGUCCAGUUAGCAGAGAAGGACAGCUAUGUUGUUGAGGCACUGUCUACUCUGGAGUCCUGGAGGAGUCGCUACAACAAAGUAGUAAAGGACAAGAGUGACCUCGAACUGGAAAUUGUUACACUGAACAGCCGUGUUGCAGAGUUACUGGAAGAGCAGACAAGCCUGGAGGACAAGAUGAGGGAGGACAGAGAGGCUCUGGUGGAUGAACUGCAAAGACACACUGCAGAGAACACUUCUUUCAAAAUGGAGAAUGAAAAGCUAAAGGCUAGUGUGGUCCCAAUGGAGGAAAAGCUGAGCCAAGCACAGGUGGAAGUGCAGCAGCUCAAGAGCUCUGUCAGGAAUUAUGAAGGGAUGAUUGAAACCUACAAGUCAGAGGUGUUGAAGACCAGAAUGGAAGCAGAUGAUAUGGCAGCAAAACUGGAGAAGUGUGAUAAAGAGAACAAGACACUAAAGAAUGAAAUGGACAAGGAGAUUGAACUGGUGCGUAAGCAGUUCCAGAGCAAGCUUGCUGAGCUGGAAAAGCUUCCUGAGAUUCUAAAGAUCACAGAGACACGGCUGGCAGAAUGUCAGGACCAGCUUCAGAGUUAUGAGAAGAAGAAUGUGGACCUGUCUGUCAUGAUUGCAGAUCUUCGUCAGCGGAUUGAGCUCCAGGGGGACAAAAUGGAGAUCACAAGAGAGAGGUAUCAGUCUGCCCAGGAGGAGAGAAAACAGCUCACCUUGAAGGUGGAGGAGCUAGAAAGAAAACUAGAGACAACGAGUGCCCAGAACAUAGAAUUCCUUCAGGUCAUAGCAAAACGUGAAGAGUCAAUCCACCAGUGCCAGCUGCGCCUGGAGGAGAAGACGCGGGAAUGCAGCUCCUUGGCACGGCAGCUGGAGAUGGCCAUUGAGGAUGCCAAAAGACAAGUGGAACAAACUCGAGAACGAGCAACAUCUAGAGAGAGGGCAGCCCAGUCCAAGAUGCUGGAUUUGGAGACCCAGCUGAGUAGAAAUAGAACAGAGCUGAACCAAUUGCGUCGGAGCAAAGAUGAUGCAGAGCGCCAGUACCAAAGCCGCCUGCAGGAUUUAAAGGAUCGUUUGGAGCAGUCGGAAAGCACCAACCGCAGCAUGCAGAACUAUGUCCAGUUCCUCAAGUCCUCCUAUGCCAAUGUUUUUGGAGAAAGUGCCUUGCUGGGCUCCCCCAGCCGUUCCCGUUCUUCUCCAUGAGGACAGUGCUCUCCCUGCACCUCUAUUUUUAAGCACAAAAGAAGCCCUAUUUUCAAAGCCAUAUGACAUGUAGAAAAUAGGUUGGCAUUUCAGGGUUGCUGGUAGGAGAAGUUUUCCUCUUUUCCUUGCAGCAUGAGGUGAUAAAAUGAUGGUAGCAGGUGUCCUGAGUGUAGGCUACCAGCAAAUAGCAGUUUGGUGUUGGAGCUGAGCAUUGCAUCAUAAGUUGUGGCACAAAACCAGGUGGUUUCAGCUCUUAAAACCCUUCAGUGGUUUUUAUUGAGCAUGUUAACGUUUUCAAGAGCUCUUUUUUUUCAUUUCAUGCUUCUUUCAUUCUGUACUAGAGAGAUCAUGUGGGGC
Molecule: messenger RNA, 3188 nt
Organism: Calypte anna (Anna's hummingbird)
Lineage: Eukaryota; Metazoa; Chordata; Aves; Apodiformes; Trochilidae
Gene: ODF2
Product: outer dense fiber of sperm tails 2
Exons: 21
Coding region: 15-2831 (938 amino acids)
Biological process (GO): regulation of cilium assembly
Cellular component (GO): centrosome
Source: RefSeq, a predicted model, not a curated record